AUGAAGAUUCAUAUAUUCGUAGCGUUGGCAAUGGUCAUGCAAUAUACAAUAUUGGCACUAGAAUAUCCAGAACUGGAGUUACAAAAUAAAAUAUUCAAGGGAUACAACUCGAAUGUAAGACCAGUGAAAAAUUGUUCUAAACCAGUUGUUGUCACCGUAGGAUUGGCGUUAAGGAAAGUUCUCUAUUUAGAUGAAAUGAGACAGUCAUUUAAAUCUACCAUGAAUAUUAAUCUUUAUUGGCAUGAUGAAUCACUACAAUGGAAUAAAUCCGAGUUUCAUGGGAUAAAGAACGUUGAAAUUCCCUACAAUAAAAAUAUAUGGAUACCUGAUUUAAUGGUUUUAAAUGCUUUGGAUAGGCCGGAAAAUCUUGGCGUACAGGACGCUUUUAUUAGACUGAAUGAUAUUGGACAAGUUUAUGUGUGGACUCAAACUAACCUUGAGACAGCCUGUGGAAUUAGAACUAAAAAGUAUCCCUACGAUUUGCAGGUAUGUGACAUAGUCAUCACAAAAUUCAUGAGCUCAGAUGCUAAAAUAGAAAUAAGACCUUUAGAAAAACAUGUUUACAUGGACGACUACGUUGAAAUAGCGGAAUGGAAAAUAGAGGAUACUUCCGUUGGAACAACAGUUAUUCCAUUUAAUAUUACGCUGUCCGCGGAAGCGGAUUUUCCUCUUUUUGAUAUUGUUAAUUACACAUCGAUUACAUAUACUUUAACACUAAAGAGGUCUUGCAAAUUGUGCUUUUUCAACAUUAUCCUACCGGUAUUGAUAUUAGGAGUCCUUAAUUUUCUCACGUUUUUUGUCCCUUGUGAGAGUGGCGAGAAACUGAGUAACCCGAUAGCUAUGUUUCUGACCUUAGCGGUAUUUUUGACGACCAUUACACGAUCAUUACCAGAGUCGAUUGAUGGUGCAUCAUACCUUAGUUUAUAUGUUACUUUCCAGUUGGCAGUCAGUGCAAUGAUUCUUCUAUGUGCCGUAACUUCUCUGCACAUCCACCAUAAAAAGAGAAAGUCAUAUAUACACUAUAUAGUAUGUCAAAUUACAAAAUGUUUCAGACGUAAGCAAACGCAAAUGAAAGGAUGUAAAAAUAUGAACUCUUCUUACGAGGACAAUUAUAUUGAAAAUGGUCGUUCUAAAACCUUAUCCGAACGUUAUGAGAACUUUCACUCGGAUGGCUUAUCAAAAGCAUUUGAUAUGCUAAUGUUUUACGUGUUCGGAUUAUGUGAAGUCAUUGCAACAAUUACAUUUAGCAUAUUUAUUUGGAAUUAA
Molecule: messenger RNA, 1266 nt
Organism: Ruditapes philippinarum (Manila clam)
Lineage: Eukaryota; Metazoa; Mollusca; Bivalvia; Venerida; Veneridae
Product: acetylcholine receptor subunit alpha-1-A-like
Exons: 1
Coding region: 1-1266 (421 amino acids)
Biological process (GO): chemical synaptic transmission; nervous system process; regulation of membrane potential
Cellular component (GO): synapse; membrane; neuron projection
Molecular function (GO): extracellular ligand-gated monoatomic ion channel activity; transmembrane signaling receptor activity; neurotransmitter receptor activity
Source: RefSeq, a predicted model, not a curated record